UGAUAGUGGGGGAAGGGAGGGGCCUAACUGCAAAUCCUCCUCUGCUCUGCUCUGCUCCGCUAGCUGUCUGUCGCUGCCGAGCUGAGCUUCUUCCUUCCCCCACCGCAACAGCAGCCGCAGCCGACGGAAGGCAACCACCGCACCGCAGCGAGGAGCCCCUUCGCUUCCCUUCCCUUCCUUUGGUCCCGGAUCGAUCUGGCGCAGCGAGGGCCUGCCGGGAAUCGAUCGACCAGGACCAGGAGGGAGCGGUGAAUUAGAUUGAAUUCAAGAAAGAAAGAAAGGGCAGGCCAAGCCGGGGGUGGAGGCGGCGAUGAGCGCUUCUCGGUUCAUCAAGUGCGUGACGGUGGGGGACGGUGCCGUCGGCAAGACUUGCCUCCUCAUCUCCUACACAUCCAACACCUUCCCCACCGACUAUGUCCCAACAGUCUUCGACAACUUCAGCGCUAACGUUGUGGUUGACGGGAGCACCGUCAACCUCGGAUUAUGGGAUACUGCAGGACAAGAGGACUAUAAUAGACUACGCCCACUGAGCUACCGAGGUGCCGAUGUCUUCCUGCUCGCCUUUUCUCUUAUCAGCAAAGCAAGCUACGAGAAUGUCACUAAGAAGUGGAUCCCUGAGCUACGGCACUAUGCUCCUGGUGUGCCCAUAAUUCUUGUCGGGACAAAGCUUGAUCUGCGGGAUGACCAGCAGUUUUUCGUGGAUCACCCUGGGGCUGUUCCUAUUUCCACCGCUCAGGGUGAAGAGCUGAAGAAGGUAAUUGGCGCGACGGCCUACAUCGAGUGCAGCUCAAAAACACAGCAGAACAUCAAGGCGGUGUUUGAUGCGGCGAUCAAGGUGGUUCUCCAGCCUCCGAAGCAGAAGCGGAAGAAGAGGAAGUCGCAGAAAGGAUGCAGCAUCUUGUAAACUAGCUCAAAAAUGGUAGAGUGAGCUGAGGAGCAGCCCUUUGUUUUGCAGUGUCUCGCUUCGAUCAAAGGGAUCAUAAUUGCCUCGCCUCGCCUCUCCUUGUUGUAUAAUUUAGUUUGGCUUGAUAAGGAAUAUAUGUAGGAUUGACAUAAUUUUUACUAAGUUGCAGCAGCAGCUCAUGAUGAACUUGGGUAGUGUGCUAUAUAUACACGAUGAACAUGGACUGCUCAAUCCAAUCCUAGUACUUACUGAAA
Messenger RNA from Aegilops tauschii subsp. strangulata, 1158 nucleotides. RefSeq names its product rac-like GTP-binding protein 5. Gene Ontology annotation, molecular function: GTPase activity; GTP binding. The record is from RefSeq and is a predicted model, not a curated record. Gene Ontology annotation, biological process: small GTPase-mediated signal transduction. Lineage: Eukaryota; Viridiplantae; Streptophyta; Magnoliopsida; Poales; Poaceae.